Caenorhabditis remanei is the source of this 408-nucleotide messenger RNA. RefSeq lists its product as uncharacterized. The record is from RefSeq and is a predicted model, not a curated record. Bases 1 to 408 code for a protein of 135 amino acids. Lineage: Eukaryota; Metazoa; Nematoda; Chromadorea; Rhabditida; Rhabditidae. The transcript is spliced from 2 exons.
AUGAAUCGUCUCAUCGAGUACGGUAGUGUCGAGGCUAUUCCAUACUACAAUUGCUCCUGGAAGUCCUUCGAAGAAUGGGAGGCAACUGGAGUCAAACGUCCUUGGCUUGGAUACCCAUUGCUUAUUUUUGGAACUUGCAUUGAGUUGAUCUACUUGCCUAUUGUCUAUAUCAUUUUCAAGACUAACUUAAUCAAACAUGCCUGCUAUAAAAUUAUCGUCGUACUCAUCUCAAUUGAUAUGAGUGCCACGUGUUGCAGUUGUUUGAUUACUGGACCACUGCUUAUUCUUGGAUCGGUUUUCUGUAUGUACCCGACGUUCACUUAUUUGGCUGGUGGGAUUGCGCUGGGUAUUACCCAUUUGGCGGUGGCUGAGCUGCUCUUACCGUACUUUACCCGUGAAAUGUUUUAA